AGCAUCUUGCAAUCACCUCCCAGACACGAGAAAAAACUCUGUUACUAGUACCUAGCUAGCUAGCCCUAACCAUGGCUUCCAACGGGAGCAUGUUGCCCAUCGUCAUGGCGUGCGUGCUCCUCCUCGCCGGCAGCACGUGCCACGCGGCCCGCAACCUGGCCGACACGACGCCGGCAGCUCCCGCUCCGGCUGCUAGUGCCGUCCCUGGACUGCCGGCCGUGCCGACCUUGCCCGCCGUGCCCACGGACACGGUCGCCCUAAUGUCACCCAUGCCGUCGGUCACACUCCCCACCGUGCCGCAGGUGACCCUGCCGCCCAUGCCGGCCAUCGUCGUGCCCAAGGCGGUGCUGCCGCCGAUGCCCAAGGUCACCCUCCCCACAGUGACGAUGGCACCGAUGCCUGGGAUUGUCGUGCCCAAGGUGAUGCUGCCGCCGUUGCCCUUCGUCCCGAAUGUGAACGUGCCUAUGCCGAUGGCGGCGCCACCCCCGUCGACGUAGGCGCGCCCAUGUGAGAGUGGCGCCAGGUCACUCCGUGGUCACGACGCAUAUAUAUGUUCUUUACAUGCAAAGCUCUGCGUUUUAAGCGUGAUGUAUCAGUAGAUCCUACUUUUGUUUACGUCUCAGUGUAUUUAUUUUUAGUCUGUUGCUGCUAGUGUUUGACUGAUAGGGGUUGUCCCAGUGUCUAUAUGUAUUUUUGCGGGAAACCGUCGAUUUAUUCAUCUUCAAUCAUGGCAGUACAACGAACACCAGAAAUAAUAAAAAUUACAUCCAGAUUCA
Triticum aestivum (bread wheat) is the source of this 776-nucleotide messenger RNA. Its product is annotated as vegetative cell wall protein gp1-like. Lineage: Eukaryota; Viridiplantae; Streptophyta; Magnoliopsida; Poales; Poaceae. The transcript has a single exon. The record is from RefSeq and is a predicted model, not a curated record. The coding region runs from base 72 to 497 and encodes 141 amino acids.